This is a messenger RNA of Pistacia vera, 515 nucleotides long. RefSeq names its product probable xyloglucan endotransglucosylase/hydrolase protein B. Bases 30 to 515 code for a protein of 161 amino acids. The record is from RefSeq and is a predicted model, not a curated record. Gene Ontology annotation, biological process: carbohydrate metabolic process. Gene Ontology annotation, molecular function: hydrolase activity, hydrolyzing O-glycosyl compounds. The transcript is spliced from 4 exons. NCBI's taxonomy places the organism in Eukaryota, Viridiplantae, Streptophyta, Magnoliopsida, Sapindales, Anacardiaceae.
UUUCUUCUUCUCUUUCUCUCUACUGAAAAAUGGCUUCCUUCUUUUGGAUUCUGCUUCUGGGCAUCUCGUUUAUGGUGUCAGCAACAAUGGGAGCUCCCCCAAGAAGGCCUGUGGAUGUCCCAUUUGGCAGAAACUAUGUGCGCACUUGGGCUUUUGAUCACAUUAAGUACUUCAAUGGCGGCUCUGAGAUUCAACUUCUCCUUGACAAAUACACUGGUACUGGCUUCCAAUCCAAAGGAUCUUACUUGUUUGGUCACUUCAGUAUGCAAAUCAAACUGGUUCCUGGGGAUUCUGCAGGAACUGUUACUGCUUUUUAUCUUUCUUCUCAAAACUCAGAGCAUGAUGAAAUAGAUUUUGAGUUCUUGGGAAAUAGAACCGGCCAGCCAUACAUUUUGCAGACAAAUGUCUUCACCGGGGGUCAAGGUAACAGAGAACAAAGGAUUUACCUUUGGUUUGACCCAACCAAAAGUUACCCUUGCUACUCUGUUCUCUGGAAUAUGUAUCAGAUUGUGUAA